AUGGUCCAAUCCACACAGAGGGCAGACGAAACUCCAGACUCAAGCCAGCCCAACAGCCCCCUAGAAUCAAGGGAUCCCAAAUCGAGUAUCAAACCUCUGAGCCAUGAACAAGGAAUCUUUUCUCGUCGGAGGCUCUUCUUCGUCUUUGGUGGCCUUCUGGGCGCUUUUCUUGGUUGGUUAUUCACCGAGGGUUCACCAAGUUUUCCAGAAGGGACCUUCCUAUCGGAUUUCGAUCAAACGUUUACAAAUGUCAAGGAAGCCAUGCUCAGUGACUCGUCGAUCAUCUCCAGCAUACUUCCCCAACUGAAUAUCUCGGACGUGUUCGCAUCGGCAACAACAAAGUCAUGGCUCAAAAAUCGAGAUUUUACUGUCGGACGACAGGCAUUGGCUAACGGGCAGCACAAGAAACACGCGGUCCUAUUGAUACCUGGUAUUAUAUCUAGUGGUUUGGAAAGUUGGGGAACUUCGGAAGAGCAUGCGCCAUUCUUUCGGAGUCGGAUCUGGGGCACCGCCGCCAUGAUCAAAGCUGUGAUGACCAGGAAAGAGGCUUGGUUGAGGGCAAUCAGUCUUGACUUGGAAACUGGAUUAGAUGUCGAAGGCGUGAAAGUCAGGGCGGCACAAGGCUUCGACGCGGCGGCUUACUUUGUGCAAGGAUAUUGGCUGUGGCAAAAGAUAAUCGAAAACUUAGCGGUCCUGGAUUACGACCCACUCGAUAUGGCACUGUUGUCGUACGAUUGGCGCUUGGCGCCGCUUAACCUUGAAGUCCGCGAUCAAUACUUCUCCCGGAUGAAGGUGAUGAUCGAGCAUUCUAAACUGAUUGGAGGCAAGAAAACCGUUUUGGUCAGUCACAGUAUGGGCGGAAACAUCGUGCUCUUCUUUCUCAAGUGGGUUGAAGCCGAAGGUCCAUUAUUUGGAAACGGCGGACCAAACUGGGUAGAUGAACAUAUUGAAAGCGUUGUGAAUAUUGCUGGGACUUUGCUAGGUGUUCCGAAAACCUUGGCUGCUUUACUGAGCGGCGAAAUGAGAGACACGGUGGAGUUGAACCCGGCCGGAGUAUACAUUCUAGAAAAGCUGUUUAGCCGCCGGGAGCGCGCGGCAAUGUUUCGGUCUUGGGCUGGAUCGGCGGCUCUAUGGCCCAAAGGCGGAGACGUCAUCUGGGGAGACUCCUACAGUGCACCCGACGAUCCUGUGAACGCCACCCUGACGGCUGGAAAUGUAUACAACCUGCGACACAGCGAAGAAAAAUCUAAUUUGACGAUGUCGGGUGCUUAUCAAUUCUUACUCCGACAAACUCCGCCUAGCUUUCAGAAGAUGUUGGAAAGUAACUUUAGCUUUGGGAUCGAGAUGGAUCCGGAACGGUUGAGAGCAAAUAAUCAGGACUUUCGUAAAUGGACUAAUCCUCUCGAAGUUCAACUCCCGAGAUCUAAAAACCUCAAAAUCUUCUGCUUGUAUGGGGUUGGAAAACCGACUGAGACACCUGCGACGCCGAUGAGCUUCCCGCUCUCGCGACAAUGGAUGGUCGACAACGAAGUCAACCUUGACCAUGAAAAUCCCAAAGUCAAGAGCGGAGUUACGUUUAGUGACGGGGACGGUACGGUGUCCGUGUUGAGCUUGGGGGCGAUGUGUGUGGAUGGCUGGAAGAAAAAAAUCUAUAAUCCUUCAGAGAUUCCUGUCCUCACUCAUGAAAUCGAACAUCGACCAGCAAGUUUUGAUAUUAGAGGUGGAUCUACUACCGCGGAUCACAUAGAUAUUUUAGGGUCAGCAGAAUUGAAUGAAGCGAUCGUCAAUAUCGUCUCAGGUCGAGAAGAUUUGGUCAAGGAACAAAUCAUCUCAGAUAUUCAUAAGUAUGUGGAACGAAUUAAAUGGCCUGACCAAAAGUAG
Molecule: messenger RNA, 1881 nt
Organism: Puccinia graminis f. sp. tritici CRL 75-36-700-3
Lineage: Eukaryota; Fungi; Basidiomycota; Pucciniomycetes; Pucciniales; Pucciniaceae
Exons: 13
Coding region: 1-1881 (626 amino acids)
Biological process (GO): lipid storage; triglyceride biosynthetic process
Cellular component (GO): cytoplasm; perinuclear endoplasmic reticulum
Molecular function (GO): phospholipid:diacylglycerol acyltransferase activity
Source: RefSeq, a predicted model, not a curated record